Molecule: messenger RNA, 678 nt
Organism: Rhinocladiella mackenziei CBS 650.93
Lineage: Eukaryota; Fungi; Ascomycota; Eurotiomycetes; Chaetothyriales; Herpotrichiellaceae
Exons: 1
Coding region: 1-678 (225 amino acids)
Source: RefSeq, a predicted model, not a curated record
AUGGCUUUCCUCACCCCAGUUGUGCUGGCCAGAGCUUCUGAAAGUUCCAGAAACACUACUGUGUCCCUGGAUCGGCAAAUCAAUCAUCACCAUCGGGCUGUGCGGGAUCUGAGAGAUGGUAAUCAACCUUCUGUCGACCUGGGAAUUCAGCAACCUGCCGAUGGCACCUAUCGGAAUUUCACAUUCUCCAAUGUCGCCAGGAACGGGCCCCAUUCGCCCUGCAUUCCUCCGUUCUACACUGGAUUACACGGUGUCGAUCUAGAAUUAGAUGCCAAACUCGUCAAAUUGCUGUGGUUAUCCAUUGUGAUGACCAUUGCGGUCGGUUUGGUCCUACGAUUAGCUCAACGAUGUGUGUCAUAUAUUCGGACCAUCUACUGCCUGACAGCAAGCCCAUUUCUGCAGAAAUAUUACACCGUUGACCACUUUUCGGCUUGGCCAUGGUUAAAGAAACACAUUGUCUAUGCGCCUCUCUUCCAAAAGCGACAUAAUCGGGAAAUUCACAUGUCGAGUGCCGUCAAUUACGGAACUCUUCCUGGUCGGAUUCAUUUCAUCUUGCUAUUUCUCUAUGGUAUGACAAAUCUGAUCUAUACCCUCCUUCUGGAUUGGAAAACUCCGAGAAGGGAGCGUUGUUCGCCGAACUUCGAGGGCGAAGUGGCAUUUUGGCAACGGUCAAUCUGA